Molecule: messenger RNA, 349 nt
Organism: Dibothriocephalus latus
Lineage: Eukaryota; Metazoa; Platyhelminthes; Cestoda; Diphyllobothriidea; Diphyllobothriidae
Source: the annotation of a GenBank genome assembly
CGCACUUUUGGGCAAUUAUAAGGCAGAGGUCGGCGUUAAAGAGCAGGAGACGCCGGCCGAAAAAAAGGAGCAGGACGCCUUUCUCAACAGUCUCGUGAAGAGUCCCAUAAUCAUGGAAGUGCACAAAUAUCUGGUUUCUAUCCGCCUCGCUCCACGUACCCCAAGGAAUUUCAGAGAACUUCUCAGGAAAUUACCAAACGACUCCUCAGCAUUUGAGCACGUUUUUGUGGGCGAGAUAAGGAAAGGCAAGGUCUCUGGUUUCCACAACUGGGUUAUGUUCUGUGAGCAAGAGGCCAAGGGAGAGAUUGACUAUCAUGGCUUCUAUCGUGCGGUAAAUCAAUAUUUAUAA